Molecule: messenger RNA, 1731 nt
Organism: Laetiporus sulphureus 93-53
Lineage: Eukaryota; Fungi; Basidiomycota; Agaricomycetes; Polyporales; Laetiporaceae
Product: cytochrome P450
Exons: 9
Coding region: 1-1731 (576 amino acids)
Molecular function (GO): oxidoreductase activity, acting on paired donors, with incorporation or reduction of molecular oxygen; heme binding; iron ion binding
Source: RefSeq, a predicted model, not a curated record
AUGCCGCCGUAUGGCGAUGUUCUGUUCAUUCUUGGGAUAGCCUUGACUACUGUGACGGUGUAUUAUUUCAAUCGUUCUAUAGUCAAACUACCCCCGGGCCCUCGAGGCAUCUCUUUCUUUGGCAACCUCUUCCAGGUGCAUGCCUUACGUCCUCAUCCGCAGGCAAGCCAUACGAUCCUUGAUUGCCUCUCCUUCUUAGAAUGGGCACAACAGUAUGGAGAGAUAUUCCAUCUCAAGAUGGGCUUCGGCCAUAUGAUUGUGCUCAACACCGCGGAGGCUGCCGACGAGUUGCUGGCCAAUCGUAGCAAGAUCUACUCCAGUCGUGCAACCCCGCAUGUUGCGCAAGAUAUCGUGAGCGAUGGCCAGAGGAUGGUGUUCAUGUCAUACACGAGAGAAUGGAAGGUUUUGAGACGAACCCUGCAGAGUAUCCUUGGUCCCGGACCAUCGAAGCGGCUGCGCAAGAUGCAAGAAUUGGAAUCUCGUGUUGUGAUCUAUGAUCUGCUGAGCCACGCUGAUCAAAGCGUCAGAGAAAUUCAUCUACAAGGUCCCAAUGGCGAGGUGCCCGAGCGACACUGGUUUGCGCUCGUUAGACGCUACACGACAAGCGUGGUCCUGCAUAUGGCAUACGGGCAUCGUGUUCAUCGGCUGUCGAACAAUCCCGAGCUGCAUAAAAUAUACGAUGUCUUGGGUAACAUCACAUGCGUGGCUCAACCUGGGAACUACUUAGCAGACGCGUUUUCGAGCCUGCGGAAACUGCCAGACUUCUUAGCCCCGUGGAGAGUUGAUGCUCGAAAGAUGCAUCUAUGGGAGAUGGAGCUAUGGGGCAAGCUGUUUGCCGACUGUCGGGCUGCACUUGAGAAUGGGAUUCCUCGCGCAGGUUUCGUAGCGUCAUACCUUCAAUCGCGGGCGGAAGCCGGACUGCAGCAUUUAGCUGGGAAUGGUGUUACACCUGGGGGAUCGGGCUGGAUACGCGACAAGUUGCUUGCCUACACGGCAGGAUCAGUAUUAGAAGCCGGUUCAGACACCACCGCAACGACGAUCCAGAUUUUUGUCAUGCUGAUGCUACACAAUCCAAAGGCAUUGAAACAAGCAAGACAGGAGAUCGACGAAGUAGUAGGGAUGGAUAGAAUGCCAACUUAUGAAGAUGAAGAAAAGCUGCCUUGGCUUGUUGCCUGCAUCAAGGAAACCUUGCGGAGGCGCCCUCCGACCAUCAUGGGGGUUCCACACCGAGUAGACGAGGAUGACAUUUACAACGGCUACUUUAUCCCUAAGGGCUCCACGGUGGUGGGAAACGUUUGGGCUAUCCACAUGAAUCCCGAGCGUUUCCCAAAUCCUAAAGCAUUCAUGCCCGAGCGAUUUUACGAACCAGGCAAACCCUCGCGCUGGGGCAGCGGUCCGGAUUCGCAAGACCGCGACCACUAUGCCUUUGGCUGGGGUAGGCGAUUCUGUCAAGGAAGCCAUAUAUCUGAGGCUUCGCUCUUCAUCGUCCUAUCGCGUCUUAUCUGGGGGGUUGAGUUUUCGGCGCCGAUCGAUCCACAAACGGGCAAGCCAAAGCUUCCGGACAUUGACGACGAGGUCAAAACUUGGAGCGAAGGGUUCAUCAGCGUUCCAAGGAUAUACCCGGUGGCCUUCAAGGCACGCUCCGACAAGCAUGCAAGUAUAAUCCAUCGAGCGUUUGACGACGUCCAGAUUGAAUGGCAAGGAAUGGGUCUAGCUGGAGAUGAACGAUAG